ACACCCGCCGCGGACAUCACACCUGUGCGGACGUAUCGACCCCCGCGCGCAGGACGGAGGGGCGGCGCGUGCACUCGGCGGCGGGAGAGGUGGAGGUGGAGCUGAGUGUCCAGUGAGGGGCGGCGCCACAGGACAGGAAACAUGCCCAAAACGUUGAACGUGCGCGUCACCACCAUGGACGCAGAGCUGGAGUUCGCCAUCCAGCCCAGCACCACAGGGAAGCAGCUCUUCGACCAGGUGGUGAGGACGGUGGGGCUGAGGGAGAUGUGGUUCUUCGGGCUGCAGUACCAGGACAGUAAAGGAUACAUCACCUGGCUCAAGCACAACAAGAAGGUGACACAGCAGGACGUGAAGAAGGAGAAUCCUCUGCAGUUUAAGUUCAGGGUGAAGUUCUUCCCUGAGGACGUGUCUGAGGAGCUCAUCCAGGAGAUCACCCAGAGACUCUUCUUCCUCCAGGUGAAGGAGGCGAUCCUGAACGACGAGAGUUACUGUCCCCCGGAGACGGCAGUGCUCCUCGCCUCCUACGCCGUCCAGGCCAAGUACGCAGACUACAACCGCGACGCACACCGAGCGGGCUACCUCGCCUCAGAGCGGCUACUCCCGCAGAGGGUCCUGGAGCAGCACAAACUCACCAAGGAGCAGUGGGAGGAAAGAAUCCAGAAGUGGCACAUGGAACACACCGGACUACUGCGGGAGGACGCCAUGAUGGAGUACCUGAAGAUCGCUCAGGACCUGGAGAUGUACGGAGUGAACUACUUCCAGAUCAAGAACAAGAAAGGAACCGAACUUUGGUUAGGAGUGGACGCCCUGGGCCUCAACAUCUACGAGCACGCAGACAAGUUGUCUCCAAAGAUCGGUUUUCCCUGGAGUGAGAUCAGGAACAUUUCUUUCACCGACAAGAAGUUUGUCAUAAAACCCAUCGACAAGAAAGCUCCAAACUUUGAGUUCUUCGCGCCGCGGCUGAGGAUCAACAAGCGCAUCCUGCUGCUGUGCAUGGGCAACCACGAGCUCUACAUGAGGAGGAGGAAACCAGACACCAUCGAGGUCCAGCAGAUGAAGGCCCAGGCCCGAGAGGAGAGACAACACAAGCAGAUGGAGAAGGCGCUGCUGGAGAGUGAGAAGCGGCGGCGGGAGCAGGCGGAGAGAGACCGGGAGAGGAUGGAGAGGGAGAAGAGAGAGCUGAUGGAGAGACUGAGGCAGAUCGAGGAGCAGACGCACAAAGCUCAGAAAGAGCUGGAGGAGCAGACCCGUCGGGCUCUGGAGUUGGAGCAGGAGAGGAGUCGGGCGGCAGAAGAGGCUCAGCGGUUGGACAGGGAGCGUCAGGCGGCGGAGGAGGCCAAGGCGGCGCUGGCGCAACAGGCCGCCGACCAGAAGAAGACGCAGGAGCAGCUGGCGGCGGAGCUGGCCGAGUUCACGGCGAAGAUCGCUCUUCUGGAGGAGGCCAAGAGGAAGAAGGAGGACGAGGCGUCAGAGUGGCAGCACAAGGCCCUGUCGGCUCAGGAGGAUCUGGAGAAGACUCGUGAGGAGCUGAAGGCGGCCGUGGCUCCUCCGGCCCCGGAGCCGACUGAAGAGCCGAGCGAGGAGCCACCGAGCGCCGGCAGAGACGGGCACAGGGAGCAGCGCCGCCGCCGGAGGGAGCUACAGGCUCUGAGCUCAGACCUGGAGGCGGCGCGGGAUCCGUCCAAACGCACCCACAACGACCUGCUCCACGCCGAGAACGUGCGCGCCGGACGAGACAAGUACAAGACGCUCAGGCAGAUCCGCCAGGGCAACACCAAGCAAAGGGUGGACGAGUUCGAGUCCAUGUGACCCUCACCCUCUCCCCCGUCUCCUUCUCUAAACGUCUCCUGUUGCCUGAAGUCUCCUCCGCUCACUGACUCAGCACUAAUGCAAAAACAAGUCAUGACUGGGCUCCAUUUUGUAUUCUCCUGGCUUCAGACUGUCCCUGUUCAGAUUUUUUGUACAUAAUGAAAGUUAUUGUUGUAUGAUUUUGUUGUUUUCUAGAAAACUGUUCUGCAGAAAUCUGUGGUUCCUCCGUCGUCGAACCGCAGCUGCACUUAAGAAAUCACAAACAAAGACUUUGUUAUUAUUCA
Boleophthalmus pectinirostris (great blue-spotted mudskipper) is the source of this 2093-nucleotide messenger RNA. Its product is annotated as radixin-like. The record is from RefSeq and is a predicted model, not a curated record. NCBI's taxonomy places the organism in Eukaryota, Metazoa, Chordata, Actinopteri, Gobiiformes, Gobiidae. Gene Ontology annotation, molecular function: cell adhesion molecule binding; actin binding. Gene Ontology annotation, biological process: positive regulation of protein localization to early endosome; regulation of organelle assembly; regulation of cell shape. Gene Ontology annotation, cellular component: plasma membrane; cytoskeleton; filopodium.